Arctia plantaginis is the source of this 1503-nucleotide messenger RNA. The record is from the annotation of a GenBank genome assembly. Lineage: Eukaryota; Metazoa; Arthropoda; Insecta; Lepidoptera; Erebidae.
AUGGUGUUAACUGUGAGAUUCAUUAUUGUGUGCAGUUAUCUUGUACUAUCGAGACAUGGAGAUGCGGCAUCGGCACACAUAGACUCUGCUGAGUAUUCGGAUUCGACAGAGAUAUCAGUAUCGUCCUCUUCGGGAUCAUCCUCGGCAUCAACAGAACUACACGAAGGGUCUGGGGAUGAUCCUCCUGAUCCCCCAUCUUCUAGUACGAAGAAUGAAACUCGGGAGGCUUUAAAGAGUGAUGGCAGUGAACAAGACCCGGUUGUGUUCUUAGCAGACAAGAACAGCUACAUUCCCGUGAGUAUAAAACCUCGUUCGCCGCAGAUAGACUCAGCGUGGCGCGAGCCGCCUGCAUGGGAGCGCGAGUACAGAAAACAUCGGACUAAUGGCAGUAGAGUUCAAUACAUUGAGGCGGAGUGUCAAGACGACUUUAUGAAGAUUAGGGUCGGUUUCAAUGGGACUUUCGCAGGAUUAGUCUAUUCGGCAGGCUAUUCAUAUGACCCGGAUUGUAUGUACAUUAACGGGACUGGUCGAGAUUACUACGAGUUCUACAUACAGUUGAACAGAUGCGGAACAUUGGGACGGAACGGACAACACGACGACAGCAGGAAGCAUCCCACUAAGAACCUUAUGUGGAACACGAUAACGGUUCAGUACAACCCACUGAUUGAAGAGGAGUUGGAUGAACACUUCAAGGUCACUUGCGAGUACGGGUACGACUUCUGGAAGACCGUCACGUUUCCCUUCUUAGAUGUCGAAGUAGCGACAGGGAAUCCAGUAGUGUUUACUUUACAACCGCCUGAGUGUUACAUGGAGAUUCGGUCAGGAUAUGGGGCAAGUGGAGCGAGAGUGUCCGGCCCGGUGCGGGUGGGAGACCCGCUCACGUUGCUUAUCUAUAUGAGAAGUGCUUAUGAUGGUUUCGACAUUGUGGUAAACGACUGUUUUGCUCACAACGGUGCUACUAAACGGAUACAACUUAUUGACGAAUAUGGUUGUCCUGUAGACGACAAACUCAUAUCUCGGUUCCGGGGUUCGUGGUCGGAAUCAGGAGUGUUCGAGACACAAGUGUAUGCCUACAUGAAAACAUUCCGCUUUACUGGUUCACCAGCUUUAUACAUCGAGUGUGACGUCAGAAUGUGUCAUGGAAGAUGCCCUUCACAACCGUGCCACUGGCGUAACAUGAAGAACGUUAAGCGUCGUUCCAUCGAAACUACACCCGGAGAAGAAACCUCGAGCCCCGCACCUCGCCUGUCUGAGAAUAUAUCGCUGUUCCAGUCGCUCAGAGUACUGCAGGAGGGAGAAGAGGAUCCCGAACUGGCUGCCAGCACAGGGCCUCCCGAAGGCCAAACCUGUAUGAAAACAUCAGCACUUUCUGCCAUGAUGGCAUCCUGUGGGGUGUUGAUCGCAGCGCUGUGCGCGGGCGUGCUCGCCGCUGCUCGGGGCUGCCGACGUGAGGAGCGAACACCGCUUCACGCCUACGUGCCUCAUAAGGGACGGAUCAAAUAA